Molecule: messenger RNA, 3401 nt
Organism: Meriones unguiculatus (Mongolian gerbil)
Lineage: Eukaryota; Metazoa; Chordata; Mammalia; Rodentia; Muridae
Gene: Ankrd34a
Product: ankyrin repeat domain 34A
Exons: 4
Coding region: 1075-2565 (496 amino acids)
Molecular function (GO): protein binding
Source: RefSeq, a predicted model, not a curated record
AGGCAGCGAGAGCAACAGAUAGGAAGAGACUGGGAGUGAUUCAGGCAGGAACCUUCGGGCGAGAUGGAGACAUGAAUCUAAUGGAGUGAAGAGAUGUAACGAGAGCAUCGGUGUAAUAGGGUUCGGUCCUCGCUCUGCCCCUAUUUCCUGUGGACGCCCCUUAAAAUAUGGAGGAAGAGGAAAUCUAGAAUGCCCCUUGCCCUAAAAAAUGCCCCGGGAGAGCCACCUUCCUCACAUUCCUAAGGGACCCAAGGGAAUUGAGAUCCAAGCGUCUCGACGGUCUGUGGUUUCUGAGGCGUGCAGCGGGGAUCCGCUACGGUCUGACUGCAGACUGCGCCUUCCCUGGUAUUUAAAGUACGGGAAGGGAGCCGCAUCUCCUGCCUCUCUCUGCUCAGUGCGGACGCCGCUGCAGCUCGCGACCGCCUCCCUUCAGCCCUCAGCGCGGUGUACCGUAUGCCGCGUGUGGCAGUCAGGUCUGGCAUACCGGAGCUCAUGGAGAUGUGCUGAAGCUCCGCGAAGAACCGGGAUGGUUCCUGAAUAGGUCACGGGAGAAUCCCCUAAGGAGCGCUUAGGGUUUAUGGGUUUAUGUGUGUGCGCAGGGGGGUGGGGAGCGGCUUGGUGCCGGACGCCCCCACCCGUGGAGACUGAGCUAUAAAUAGCACAGAAGAGCUCCGCCCCCCACCCCCCCUUCUCUCCUCCGGAGCCGGCGCUGUGCCCGGGGCGCACCGGGAGGAGGGACCAGGAUCCAGCGCUGGGGCGCAGAUACUGACACCAAGGGAAUCCGGGUGCCCCCCCCACGCCAUGUGGGCCCCCAGGUCCCCGGCUCCUCCACCCCGGAGGCCCCCAUGGCCCCGGCCUCAAUCCUGGCCAGGCAGAGAAGAUGCGGACAUUCAGGUCCCAAACGCAAGCUGCUUCUCCCCCCCCACUCAAUUUUUGGGGCUGUGGCAAUCUGAAAGAGGGAUAGGCUUCGCUACCGAGAACUCAGGCCUCUCCCAACCACCACCCCCACACUCCUAACCAUCUCCGGCAGGUCCCAGCCCCGGCUCUCUCGGUGCUUUGGGCCGAGCCGCAGCUAUGCUGCACACGGAGGGCCACGCUCUCCUUCGGGCGGUGGGUCAGGGUAAACUACGUCUGGCCCGCUUGCUCCUGGAGGGAGGAGCCUACGUGAACGAGGGUGACGCCCAGGGGGAGACUGCGCUAAUGGCGGCCUGCAGGGCCCGCUACGACGACCCUCAGAACAAGGCGCGCAUGGUACGCUACCUCCUGGAGCAAGGCGCGGACCCCAACAUCGCAGACCGCCUGGGACGCACGGCGCUCAUGCACGCUUGCGCCGGGGGCGGGGGGGCCGCGGUGGCCUCGCUGCUCCUGGCCCACGGCGCCGACCCCUCGGUCCGGGAUCACGCCGGCGCCUCCGCACUCGUCCACGCCCUGGACCGCGGGGACCGCGAGACCCUCGCCACGCUGCUGGACGCCUGCAAGGCCAAGGGCACGGAGGUCAUCAUCAUAACCACGGAUACCUCGCCCUCGGGCACCAAGAAGACCAGGCAGUAUCUCAACUCCCCACCGUCCCCGGGCGUGGAGGACCCUGCGCCCGCUCCUCCCAGUCCAGGGGUCUGCACGUCGCCUUCGGAAGUCCAACUGCAGACCGCAGGAGGAGGAGGACGCGGACUGCUAUCCCCCCGCGCCCAGGAGGAAGAGGAGAAAAGAGACGUGUUUGAAUUCCCCCUUCCUAAGCCCCCUGACGACCCUUCCCCCGCCGAGCCUCUCCCCAAGCCGCCUCGACAUCCUCCGAAGCCACUCAAAAGGCUCAACUCCGAGCCCUGGGGCCUCGUGGCUCCCCCUCAGCCGGUGCCUCCCGCGGAAGGGCGGCCGGGGAUGGAGCGCCUGGCGGCCGAAUUCAACGGCCUGACCCUGACCGGCAGGCCGCGGCUCUCCCGGCGCCACAGCACGGAAGGCCCCGAGGACCCGCCCCCGUGGGCGGAGAGAGUGGCGGGCGGGGGGCCGCUCUCGCGCCGGAACACGGCGCCCGAGGCGCAGGAGCCCGGGCCGCCCUCGGGGCUGAGGCAGAAACUGAGCCGCAUGGAGUCGGUGGAGCUCGACACGCCCGGACACUUCUGCCCGGACUCGCCCGAGUCCGGCCGCCUGUCCCUGGAGCGCCGGCGGUACAGCGCCUCUCCGCUGACCCUCCCCCCGGCGGGCUCCGUCUCCUCCCCGCGCCAGUCCCAGGAGAGUCUGCCCGGGGCCGUGUCCCCGCUGAGCGGGCGGAGGCGGAGUCCCGGGCUGCUGGAGCGCAGGGGCUCCGGGACGCUGCUCCUGGACCACAUCUCGCAAACUCGACCCGGUUUCUUGCCUCCUCUCAACGUCAGCCCCCACCCUCCCAUCCCCGACAUUCGCCCCCAGGCCGGAGGUCGGGCGCCCUCUCUGCCUGCCCCUCCUCACUCCGGGGCGCCAGGGUCUCCUAGGACCAAGCGCAAGUUGGUGAGACGCCACUCCAUGCAGACUGAGCAGAUUCGCCUGCUGGGGGGGUUCCAGAGUCUAGGCGGGCCCGGGGAACCAGGGCGCUGAAAGAACUGGAUGGCGACGAGGAGGGGAGGGUCAGGCCCCUGGUGGCAGGGGAACCAGCUGCGAACUCGGACGCAGGAUCUCUUGCAUGUGCUCACGGCACUGUGCACGCACACAUAGGUAAGCAAGUGUUCACAAGCACGGUACUCUUGCUAGCGAGGAAGGGUAAAUACUGCGUUUACUGGGCGUGUAGACCCACGCAUUCAUGCCCUGGUCAUUUUCACCACAAGUACAUGGGAUUACCUGGGGUCCCCGUAGGCACAGCACACCACCAAACUGGGGACCACUUGUGCUAGGGUCCCGGACUCACUUGCAUUUGUUCGGAAUCAGCAGGGAGCCCCACUUCUGGCUGCUCUCCUCUAUCUCUGCCCCCACCCUCCCGAAGAAGCAGUCCCUUGCUUUCCUCGUAUGCCCUCUGCGACGCGGCCUAUCCUGCCUUCACACACUCCACUUUCUCUUCAUGAGCGUCUCUCCCCGUUCUGCAGGACUUGCUUCUCCAUGCCUGGCCCCUCGCUCACACCCUGCUUCCAUCUGCUUUUCAGGAUGUCUUCUUCACUUUUCUUGGGGUUCCUGCAGCAGCUCCCAGUUUCGGUUCUGUUGCUGCCUUUCAUGCUCUACUCUUCUCGACUUCCUGCUUUUUAUUCCCACCCUGCGCCCCUCCGCCAAACACACACACACACCACUACAGAUUGUCUUGUUUACCCCAGGGCUUGGGUCAUGGGCUCUAAGCUGCUCUUCUGUGUGUCCGAGCUUAUGAACACCCCCCACGGGAAGAAGUGGGGAGCAAGCCUAAGUCCUCUUACCACUUGACAUGUCAAAUAAAUGUGUUCAGAAGUCUC